Endocarpon pusillum Z07020 is the source of this 1152-nucleotide messenger RNA. RefSeq lists its product as uncharacterized. The record is from RefSeq and is a predicted model, not a curated record. NCBI's taxonomy places the organism in Eukaryota, Fungi, Ascomycota, Eurotiomycetes, Verrucariales, Verrucariaceae. Gene Ontology annotation, cellular component: Golgi apparatus. Gene Ontology annotation, molecular function: antiporter activity. Bases 1 to 1152 code for a protein of 383 amino acids. The transcript has 3 exons.
AUGGCCAUCCAUGCCGUCGGCGUCAACAUGGGAAAGUAUGUUCAGACAGGAUCAGCAGUAUCGCUUCUCUUCUACUUCAGCUUCAACCUUGCGCUUACGCUGCUCAACAAAUUGCUACUGGAGAAGGUGAAAUUCCCAUACCUGCUCACAGCACUACAUGCAGGUGCUUCAUGGCUUGGAUGUGCUGUCAUUCUUCGUAAAAGCAGCAGCGGUAUCAGGAUGCAGAAUAUUCGGCUUGUUGACUCUGUCAACCUUGUGCUCUUCUCCAUUCUCUACAGCGUGAAUAUUGGGAUCAGCAAUGUCUCCUUGCGUCUCACGUCCCUCUCUGUACACCAGCUCCUCCGCGCAAUCAGCCCAGCAAUCACGGCUCUUAUCCUUCGUGUCUUCUGCCGGAGGCAAUACACAUGGUCUUCCUAUGCAUCCUUGAUCCUUGUCGUCUUUGGUGUGGCCCUCGCAACAACCACUCCUAGCCAGAGCACCCACAUGUCGUCAACUCCAGGCAAUGUAUCUGGCAUCCUCCUCACCCUUCUGGGUGCAUUGCUAGCAUCAUGCAAGCCUAUUGCUGCGGCUGCAUUACAGAAAUGCAAGUCGCCUCCGGGCGAAGGCGAAGGCGGGAAAGGCCUUAACCUGAGCGCCAUGCAACUCCUUCACUACAUUUCCCCACUUGCAUUCCUGCAGUCUAUUCUUUAUGCCUGGAUUGCUGGAGAACUCCGUCAUCUCCCUUCCUCACCCUCCUCCGCCUCUCGCCUGGACACUACAACCGGAGAAAAUGAGAAAUUUACCAUGAAUGCAAGUUUUGCCAUCUUUAUUACACUUAAUGGUCUAGUAGCUCUUGGCCUCAACAUCGCAUCUUUUGAGGCAAAUCGGAGAGUCGGGGCGCUGGGGAUCACCAUCGCAGGGAAUGUGAAACAGGUCCUCGUCUUGGUGUUGGAUGUGGUCGUUAAUGGUAAAGACGAUAUUUGGACUUGGCGGAUGUGGAUAGGGGUACUAGGAACCGUAGUGGGGAGCUGCUGGUUCGUGGUUGAAGAGGGGCGUCAGGGUGAAAAGAUGCGGAGGGGCACGGUGGAGGUGGGGAUGCAGAUGAUGGAGAAGGAGAAGGAGAAGGAAGGAGAUAAGAACAGGGUGCUGGAGGAGGGUCGUGCAGAGAAUUAG